UCUGAUAAAAAGUAUCAACUGAUACCGCAAUCACAGCACUAGCCCCUCUCUCUCUCUCUCCCCCCUACUGAUUCUUAUUCCUGUUCUGUCUCUCUCUCUCUCUCUCUCUCUGUUCUGCCAUCAAUCACUUAGUCCAAGAAUAUCUUAUUCCUAAGAUAAUUUGUCUUGGCCUGUCUGUUUUCAAUGACUUUGUACAAUUGAGCCCCAGAAUCCUCCGUGAUUCAUUUCAGAACUAGGGUAUAGGCAGAGUAGUUGCAAGAGUUGCGAAAAUGGUGAAAACCGCAGGCCGGAGCAAACCCAUUUUCAUAGGCGGAGCAGGGGUGGCCCUGCUGAUGCUCUGGACUUUUUCGCCUUUCCCUAGCUUACCAACCACCUUAAGCGUAAGGAGGAUGGCCAUAUCACCGGAACAAGACGGGGCGGCGGCCAUGCCGGACUGCGCCGGCGUGGACGAUCACGGCGUUAACAUGGGCCACGACCCGGCCGACCACACGUUCUACGACGACCCGGACCUGACUUACACGGUGGGGAGUCCGGUCAAGAACUGGGACGAGAAGAGAAAGGAGUGGCUGAAGCACCACCCGUCGUUCGCCGCGGGGGCAGAGAACCGGCUCUUCAUGCUCACCGCGUCGCAGCCUUGGCCGUGCAAGAACCCCAUCGGCGAUCACCUGAACUUGAGGCUGUUCAAGAACAAGGUGGAUUACUGUCGGAUCCACGGCUACGAUAUCUUCUACAACAACGCGUUGCUUCACCCGAAAAUGAAGAGCUAUUGGGCAAAAAUACCCGUAGUCCGGGCUACGAUGGUUGCCCACCCGGAGGCUGAGUGGAUCUUUUGGAUUGACUCGGAUGCAAUGAUUACUGAUAUGGAUUUUAAGCCGCCGUUUGAGAAGUAUAAAGACCAUAAUCUCGUGGUGGACGGGUGGCCCAACUUGAUCUAUGAGAAGAAGAGUUGGGUCGGGUUGAACGCCGGGGUGUUUUUCCUGCGAAACUGUCAAUGGUCGAUGGAGUUUUUGGAGGCGUGGGCCGAGAUGGGCCCACAGACUCCGAACUACGAGAACUGGGCUAAGAUCCAGAUGGAAACGCUGAGCGACAAGACGUACCCGGUAUCAGACGAUCAAUCGGGUCUGAUUUAUUUGCUGUUGAAAGAGAAAGAGAAGUGGGGGGAUAAGAUUUACAUAGAGAAUCAGUACACGUUAAGCGGGUAUUGGGGGGGAAUCGUCGACUCGUUCGAUAAGAUCAUCGACAACUACGCGAGGAUAGAGAAAAAGGUGGUGGAGCUGCGGAGGCGACACGCCGAAAAGGUGAGCGAGCACUACGCGGAGGUGAUGGCGGAGGCGUUCCGCAAGGAGGGAGGAGGCGAUCGGGCACGGAUGCGGCCGUUCAUAACGCACUUUACGGGGUGUCAGCCGUGCAGUGGGGAACACCCGGGGUACUCGGACGACGCAUGCUGGAUCGGGAUGGAAAAGGCUUUGAAUUUUGCCGAUAAUCAGGUGCUUCGCAACUACGGUUUCGUGCGGCCGAACCUGCAGAAUUCCUCCUCCCUCUGCCCUCUCCCUUUUGGUUUUUCGUCUUACAAAAAGGAGAAAUAGAAAAGUGCCCUGUUGUUGUGAUCAUUCAUUUUAAGUAUGAUGAUAUGAUGAUCAGAAAAAAUGUUCUUUUGACUGUUUAGUUUGAAAUUCUGUCUCUGGUUUCUCGAAUUUUCAUAAACUAGCAUGAUUCAUUUGAAGGUUUACUGCA
Molecule: messenger RNA, 1734 nt
Organism: Rhododendron vialii
Lineage: Eukaryota; Viridiplantae; Streptophyta; Magnoliopsida; Ericales; Ericaceae
Product: putative glycosyltransferase 7
Exons: 1
Coding region: 270-1586 (438 amino acids)
Cellular component (GO): membrane; trans-Golgi network; endosome
Molecular function (GO): galactosyltransferase activity
Source: RefSeq, a predicted model, not a curated record